AUGACUUACCCGUCAGAGAUCAGGCAAUGGAACGCCGAAAGUGCAAAGGAGGACUGUGCGAGGGUCUUGACCUCGCUCUCGGUGGGCACUCCUCUGCCCUUGCCGACGCCAUCUGACCCUGUCCACUUAGACGAGGUCGCCCUUCGACAGUCAAAACACUCUGCCACAGUCAUCCCCAGCCUGAACCAGAUGGUCGACACUAUCGAGGCAUGGCGUCAGGAGGACCAGAAGCGCUCAGACGGCAGCGGAGGUGACUCGGCGCCGCGACGAUCGAGCUGUGACUCGACCAUCUCGUGGACAACCGACGUCGGCACCCCGUCUCUGUCAGAGUAUGCCUCGAGCCGCGCCUCGAGCAUCCUCUCCUCGCCGCUCCCUUCGCCGAGGACGCCGCAGGAGGGCCAACUCGGCUUCCACAGCACCGUCACUCACCAGCCCAUGGUCCCGCUCCACUCACUCGAGCAGCCGACGAAGUUCCGCGUGCGUCUCGCCCCGGGCUGGGGCGCCCUGCCUCCCCGGACGGUCGAGGCCUCUUCCACCUCGCCCAGGUCUGCCGCCACCUCCAUCACCUCGCCCGCCGACAGCGGCAGGAAACCGCACAACCCGCUGGGCCCCGCGCGGGGCGCCGGCGUGUUCAAGAAGCCGCACUGCAACAAGAAGUACGCCGACGUGUACAGGGACUACAUCCUGUACAAGCGCGACAGCAAGAAGAUGACGUGGAAGGAGAUCGAGGCGGCGUACGAGCACGACGCGCCCUUCCUGGCGCGCUACGUGGCCCGCCAGUCCGGCGGCGGCGGCGGCGGCAGCGGCGACGACGAGGACGGGAGCGGCGCCGCGUCGUCGUCGGCCUCGACCCGGGAGCCCAGCCGCGGCGUGCAGGGCCUGCAGGGCGUCUACUACCGCGAGAACCUCGAGAUCCCCGUCGUCGACGCCGACGGCCUGCUCGUCUUCAACGCCGACGGGACGGAGCGCACGACGUCGAUCAAGGUGCGCGAGCAGAGCCUGCACAACGGCCAGAAGCUCGACCUCAUCAUGCGCUUCCCCGAGCGCGUGGCGGCCAACCGGUACUGGUUCGUCGACCAGGCCGAUCUCGAGCUGGCCAUUGAUCUGGCCGCGCGCCGUGAUAGUCAGCGUAUGGCCCUCGGCCUGCCCAGAUGGUCUCAGUCCCAAGACAAGGACAAGAAGGGCGGCCGCAGAGGCAGCCUGAAGAACUGA
Messenger RNA from Thyridium curvatum, 1212 nucleotides. RefSeq lists its product as uncharacterized. The record is from RefSeq and is a predicted model, not a curated record. The transcript has 3 exons. Lineage: Eukaryota; Fungi; Ascomycota; Sordariomycetes; Thyridiales; Thyridiaceae. Bases 1 to 1212 code for a protein of 403 amino acids.